CUCUGUUUUCCGAAAUUUCCCAGCACUCCACAUGCUGUCUUGAAAAACAACAAAUAUAAUAAAUUUUGUUUACGUUCGCAGAGUUAACCAACGCUAUGGCAAAUCCGCAGGAGGACUUGCUACCGCCCAGUGCCGAGGACGACGAAUUGACCCUACCGCGAGCUAGCAUCAAUAAGAUCAUAAAAGAACUGGUGCCCACAGUGCGGGUGGCAAACGAGAGUCGCGAGCUAAUCCUUAACUGCUGCUCAGAGUUUAUCCAUUUGAUCAGCUCGGAAGCUAACGAAGUGUGCAACCUGCGUAACAAAAAGACCAUCAAUGCAGAACACGUACUGGAGGCGCUGGAACGGCUCGGAUUUCAUGACUAUAAACAAGAGGCGGAGGCCGUGCUGCACGACUGCAAGGAGGUGGCUGCCAAGCGCCGCAGACAGAGCACAAGGCUGGAAAAUUUGGGUAUUCCCGAAGAAGAACUGCUACGUCAGCAGCAGGAGCUCUUUGCCAAGGCCAGAGAGGAGCAGGCACGCGAGGAACAACAGCAAUGGAUGAGUAUGCAGGCGGCGGCAAUGGUGCAACGGCCACCCCAGGCAGACGGCUCCGUAGCCAGUAAGCCCAGUGAAGAUGACGACGACGAUGAUGAUGAUGAUUACUAACGGAAAAACAAUUGGUUUCUCUUAAUGCACUAAUGUAAUUUAAUCUUAAAAUAUAUUGCCAUAAGUUGUACUAUCAGCUAA
This is a messenger RNA of Drosophila bipectinata, 728 nucleotides long. RefSeq names its product negative cofactor 2beta (gene NC2beta). Gene Ontology annotation, biological process: negative regulation of transcription by RNA polymerase II; RNA polymerase II preinitiation complex assembly. The record is from RefSeq and is a predicted model, not a curated record. Gene Ontology annotation, cellular component: negative cofactor 2 complex. Lineage: Eukaryota; Metazoa; Arthropoda; Insecta; Diptera; Drosophilidae. Gene Ontology annotation, molecular function: protein heterodimerization activity; TBP-class protein binding; RNA polymerase II general transcription initiation factor activity.